AUGUUGAUGGUCACGCCCACAAGCAGGCUUCUCCUCUUCCACCUUUACACCAGCUGUUGUUGCUUCCUCCUCUCCUACCAUGUCUUAGAGGGAUCCGCUGCCUCACCCUUCUCCUUCAGCUUCGACUUCUCCGACAGAUCCACGUACCGCUACGAAGACCUCCUAUUCGAGGGCGAUGCAUCACAACAUGACGAGGUGGUCGACCUCACCUGUAACACGAGGUCGAAAGCCCGCUUCAAUUGCAAGGGGAGGAUGUCAUACAAUCACCCGGUGCCGUUCUACCAAACCACCACCGGUGAGGUGGCCAGCUUUUCCACGCGGUUCAACUUCGCGAUAGGGUUCCCCGGAAAAUAUGCUGGCGACGGCAUGGCUUUCUUCCUCUCCAGUUACCCAUCCAUGCUGCCGCUCAACUCCGCUGGGGGCAACCUCGGCCUCCAUAACGGCGAUGGGAUCACCGCCAAGGCCACAGACCGAAUCGUCGCCGUCGAGUUCGACACAUUUGAAAACUAUUUUGACAGCUCACCCAGUCACAUCGGCAUCGACAUCAACACUGUCCGGGCCUCCGUUAACACAACAAGUGUCAACGGCUCCAUCAAUGGCUCCAUGACGGCGAUCAUCACUUUCAACAGCAGCACUCUCAUGCUGGUGGCAAGUCUGCACUUUGAUAAUGAACCUUCUCGUCCCUCCUAUCAAGUCAGUACGCAGUUAACCAAUCCUGUCACGGACUUGCUUCCGUCAGAGGUGGCGGUGGGGUUUUCUGCGGCCACCGGUGCAAACAUUGAGCUUCAUCAAAUUAUGUCCUGGUCCUUCAGCUCUACACUUGCUCGCGAAGCAUGUUCCAGGUGGAGGCGCACACGCGAUUCCUUUGGGCGGGGAAUUUAUGGACUUAGGAGAUUUGAGUACAGCGAGUUGGUCGGAGCAACAGGGAGAUUCUCCAGGGACAACACACUUGGAGCUGGUAAUUUCGGCAUAGUAUAUAAGGGGAGCUACACUGACGAUUACGGCAACCAAGAAGUGGCUGUGAAGGAAAUAAAGAAGACUACAGGAGUAAUUGAGGAUUUCAUGUCCGAACUCAAGACAAUUAGUGCAACAAGGCACGUGAAUCUAGUCGAGCUGAAAGGAUGGUGCUGCAGCAGAAACAUAUGGAACUUGAUCGAUUUUAUGUGUUGGUGCAGGCAACAAAGGGUUAAACUCUUUCUUGUGUAUGAAUUGGUGCCUAAUGGCACACUGGAGGAGCACCUACACAGCAUGGAGGAAACUCUACCAUGGGAAAAGAGGUAUCAAAUAGUUAAGGGCAUAGGGUCUGCACUUCGUUAUCUCCAUCACGAGUGCAAUAAAACCAUCUUGCACAGAGAUAUCAAGCCAGGCAACAUACUACUGGACAAUGAUUUCAACGCCAAGCUUGCUGACUUCGGGCUAUCGAAGAUUAUCGCCAGCAAAAACAAUACAACACUUGUUACAACUGCUAUAGGGACAAUCGGAUACAUGGAUCCAAAGUGCAUCAAAGAUGGGAAAGUCAAUUUCAACCGUAAGUAUGAUGUCUACAGUUUUGGAAUUCUUCUACUAGAGAUUGCAAGUAGAAAGUCCAGGGAGCAAGUAAUGGAGCAGUAUAGAAACAGCGGAGAACCACCAAUGGUGGAGGUCGCUGAUGAGAAACUGAAUGGUAUCUUCGACAAGACGCAAAUGGAGCGUGUGAUUGUCCUAGGCCUCAAGUGCUCUGAACCCGAUGAGAAACAACGCCCUUACAUGGUGGAUGCAAUGAAAUUCCUGGAGGACGGCAUAAAGUUACCUGCUAUAACCGAAAUAAAUGGCCAACUAUGUGCACCAGGCACUAUUAGCUCUAACCAGGAUUCACUUUUUCCACCUGAGCUUAGCGGUUGA
This is a messenger RNA of Lolium rigidum, 1881 nucleotides long. Its product is annotated as L-type lectin-domain containing receptor kinase IX.2-like. The record is from RefSeq and is a predicted model, not a curated record. Gene Ontology annotation, cellular component: plasma membrane. Lineage: Eukaryota; Viridiplantae; Streptophyta; Magnoliopsida; Poales; Poaceae. Gene Ontology annotation, molecular function: ATP binding; protein kinase activity; carbohydrate binding. Gene Ontology annotation, biological process: protein phosphorylation. The transcript is spliced from 3 exons. The coding region runs from base 1 to 1881 and encodes 626 amino acids.